Grus americana (Whooping crane) is the source of this 4237-nucleotide messenger RNA. It is a transcript of the gene KCNJ3, whose product is annotated as potassium inwardly rectifying channel subfamily J member 3. Lineage: Eukaryota; Metazoa; Chordata; Aves; Gruiformes; Gruidae. Gene Ontology annotation, molecular function: G-protein activated inward rectifier potassium channel activity. Gene Ontology annotation, cellular component: plasma membrane. Gene Ontology annotation, biological process: potassium ion import across plasma membrane; regulation of monoatomic ion transmembrane transport. The coding region runs from base 221 to 1699 and encodes 492 amino acids. The transcript is spliced from 3 exons. The record is from RefSeq and is a predicted model, not a curated record.
GGUGCCCUGCCUGGGGCCGCGCCGCCCCUGCCGCCGGCUCCGCGUGGGUGGCGGCCGCGCAGAGCGGUGGGUCCGCGCCCGCAGAGCGGCGGCGCCGGGCCGGGCCGAGCCGGGCUGUGCCGGGCUGUGCCGGGGCCGGGCGGGGCCGGGCCGGGCUCGGCGGGGCGGGAGCGGCGGCGCUGCGCUGCGCGGGGCGGCGCGGAGCAGCGCGGAGCGGAGCAUGUCGGCGCUGCGGCGGAAGCUGGGGGACGAGUACCAGGUGGUGAGCACCUCGGCCAGCGGCGGGGGGCUGCCACCCCCCCGGGCCGCCCCGCGGGGGAAGCGGCAGCGCUUCGUGGACAAGAACGGGCGGUGCAACGUGCAGCACGGGAACCUGGGCGGCGAGACCAGCCGGUACCUCUCGGACCUCUUCACCACGCUGGUGGACCUCAAGUGGCGCUGGAACCUCUUCAUCUUCAUCCUCACCUACACCGUGGCCUGGCUGUUCAUGGCCUCCAUGUGGUGGGUGAUCGCCUACAUGCGGGGCGACCUGAACAAGGCGCACGACGACAGCUACACUCCCUGCGUGGCCAACGUCUACAACUUCCCCUCUGCCUUCCUCUUCUUCAUAGAGACUGAGGCCACCAUCGGCUAUGGGUACCGCUACAUCACGGACAAAUGCCCCGAGGGCAUCAUCCUCUUCCUCUUCCAGUCCAUCCUGGGCUCCAUCGUGGACGCCUUCCUCAUUGGCUGCAUGUUCAUCAAGAUGUCUCAGCCCAAGAAGAGGGCCGAGACCCUGAUGUUCAGCGAGCACGCCGCCAUCUCCAUGCGGGACGGCAAGCUCACCCUCAUGUUCAGGGUGGGCAACCUCCGCAACAGCCACAUGGUCUCCGCGCAGAUCCGCUGCAAGCUGCUCAAAUCCCGCCAGACCCCGGAGGGCGAAUUCCUCCCGCUCGAUCAGCUGGAGCUGGACGUGGGCUUCAGCACGGGGGCCGACCAGCUCUUCCUCGUGUCCCCGCUCACCAUCUGCCACGUGAUAGAUGCCAAGAGCCCCUUCUACGACCUCUCCCAGCGCAGCAUGCAAACGGAGCAGUUUGAGAUUGUCGUCAUCCUGGAGGGCAUCGUGGAAACGACAGGGAUGACGUGCCAAGCCAGGACAUCCUAUACCGAGGACGAGGUGCUCUGGGGUCAUCGUUUCUUCCCUGUUAUCUCCUUGGAAGAGGGGUUCUUUAAAGUCGAUUACUCCCAGUUCCACGCGACGUUCGAGGUCCCCACCCCACCGUACAGCGUGAAGGAGCAGGAGGAGAUGCUGCUCAUGUCCUCGCCCUUGAUAGCGCCCGCUGUCAGCAACAGCAAGGAAAGGAAUAACUCGGUGGAGUGCCUGGAUGGUCUCGACGAAGUUGGCACUAAACUACCGUCAAAACUGCAGAAAAUAACUGGGAGGGAAGACUUCCCCAAAAAACUCCUCAGGAUGAGUUCCACCACCUCUGAGAAGGCCUACAGCAUGGGGGAUUUGCCCAUGAAACUCCAGCGGAUCAGCUCAGUCCCCGGGAAUUCGGAGGAGAAACUGGUGUCUAAAACCACAAAGAUGAUGUCGGAUCCCAUCAGCCAGUCGGUGGCCGACCUGCCGCCCAAGCUGCAGAAGCUGUCGGGCGGCGGCAGGAUGGAGGGGAACCUUCCACCCAAACUGCGAAAAAUGAAUUCGGAUCGGUUCACAUAACCCGACGGGACUUCUAGCUAUCGCUUAGAGCUCGGACUGCUACUGGCCAGGGCAGCGUGGGCAGGAGAGCCGGCCCCCCACCAGCCGUCUGUCUGCUGAACUCUGUGGUCCCCGGCGCGCCGGGAGGCAGGAGCAUCCCCUCGGUAGCGGUGGCUGCGCUGUAAGUACGAACGACGGGACGAUCGGCGAGCUGAUGUUCGUUGGCAUGUAGUAUCACAACACGCAUGCAAUAAUAGUGUGCAAUUUUUGCAUAUAGUUUUAUGGCAUGACUCCUACUAUAUUCAUACUGUAUAUUCUGAAAAAUACGGAAAGGGGCGUUCCUUUCCCCUGUAUUUCUUUAAGUAGUAGGUAAAACAUGCGAGUGGGUUACUUUCAGGGUAAGUUAUAAUUUGAUUUGGAAAUGUUUAUUUAUUUCUUUUUUCUGAUGUGGAUCGUGACGUUUUGUUCGACAAAGUAGUUAUGGUGCAUGUCUUUUUUUCUUAAAAGGAGGUGUAUUAGUUAAUUCCUAACACCAAAUGUGCUCGCCUUAAAUUAACUGCUGGUUUCUAUUUUGCUUUAACAUUUUCUUGGGGUUUCUUUUCCUGUGUCUAGGCUACCGGAAAAACGAAAUGAAAAUGUAUUUCAUAAGGCAUUGUUUAGAGAAGAAACUUGUAUUAAUAAGCCUAGGCAAAACGAUAAAUAAAUGAAUAAAAUUCACACUUUAGAUACGAUUAGUAAAAAUUUUUUAAAAUCUUCGUGAUUUAUAAUGUAUGUGCAAGAAAACCAUUUUAAAUAAGCAGGACGUGCUUGAUCUCUCACGUUGAUAGAAUAGCUAAACAUGAGCAUAGCCGAAUGUCUCCGUGAAGCCAAGCAGGCAUUUAUUCCGGACGAACUGCACCCCAAAGGCAGUCGCAAUUCCCCGUAAUUCCGCAGUGCCCGGAUUUCGCUCCCUCUUGCUUUGACGGCCCAGCUGGGCCAGCGGCGAUGCGGGUGGAGGUUGCCGGAGCCGCGGUCUCGCAGCCGGAGCUGUCCCGAGCGCGGGCAGGCAGCCGGGUCCCCGGGCGCUGGCUGCGCUGCCGGCGGCGUCGCUCCUUACUGCUUUCUCUAUGGUGAAAAUAAUGUUUAAACACGUUCGCAACUGAAGUUGACCCUGUGGGUUUUAAAAAUGAGUAAUACUUUGUAUAAAUGUCUGGUUUGAUAUCCUACUGUGCUUGUGUUUGGGUUUCCUUCUCCAUCUCGUUUUGAGCCGGGAGGGCUGGGUGUAAGUGAGGGUGUCCCCAUCAUCGUGGCACCCCGCGCCGCCCCGGACCCUCCCCAAAGUGCUGGAGGUCGGCAGCACCCGGGGACAGCCGUGGGCUGGGGGCUGCGUUUGGGGGCCAGGCGAUGGCUUCCCGGGGGCUCCUCCUUGGAGGAGGAGGUCUGGGCGAGAUGGAGCGAUGGGCGGCACCGUCACAGAGCCGGGUACAAAAGCCACCACCAACAGCGGCCGGGAAAAGGGCUGUGCGUGACAUCGUCUGUAUGUAAAACCCCUCGAGGCCGCAGCCGGGUGGUCCCAGGCACGGACACGCGUGGGUCAGGAGGUGCACACACAGCUGCGGGCACGGACGGGCACGUCUGACUCGCGGGCUCUGGACCGUCCUGCACGAAUGCUGAUGCUUGCUACAUAACUAGUAACGACAGAUCCGACUGAGGAAAAAAAUGGGGUUUGUUAUAAAUGUUGGCAUGGAGUAAGAGCUCGGAAUCUCAGCACUGCUGGAGGGUUGGCUCAGACAGCGCUGUGGCUCAGUGCUUUCCCUGGAGGUUGCAGUGUAUGACCCAUCGGUCGUACACCCAAGGACUUUAUACUAACUUCCAAAAUUUCUUUUCAUCAUUUAUCAUGAUUUUUGAGUGGCAUUCCCUGCUUUUUUACACCUUUGGCUAUACUUCAAUUCUCUGCGUGUUAUUGUGGAAGGGAAGGGCGUGCGUUGCUGCCUGUGUGCUGAUCCUGCGCUCUGCACGUGCGGUGAGCAGAGUGCCGGUGUGGCAAGGUAAAAUCUGGACUUCUUUUCCCCUGUUUGCUAACACUUCCUCAGGUUGUCUUGUAAAAGACUGCUGCUUUUUGUACCACACUCUUCUACCAGUCCUUGACUGACAGCAAAAAUAGCCAUGUACAGUUGCCGGGUGUCAACAGUAAAAACACCACCAAGUCCGAACCAGGAGCAUGAAUCGGCACAGCCGAGUGAUGUGUCUGCAGCAGGCUUGAGCAGAUCGGUCUGGUUUUGAAAGAAGGGUCUCCAGCAGCUUGGCCUCUCCUCAAAAACUCCUUUGGUUUAUUUGGGGUGGAUGGGGGAGCACUGCCUCCUUCCCAGGAUGCUGCCAGAGCCUGACCCAACCAACCUGCUGCCCUUCUGUGACUGCAGUUGGACUAGGUGGUCAUUGUAGGUCACUUCCAUCUGAGAGUGUCCUGUCCUGUCCUGUCCUAUCCUGUCCUAUCCUAUCCUGUUCUAUCCUAUCCUAUCCUAUCCUAUCCUGUCCUAUCCUGUCCUAUCCUAUCCUAUCCUAUCCUGUUCUAUCCUAUCC